UUUUAUUUGUUCUUAAAAUUCUUUGAACAGUGGAUAAGUUUAUGGUGCGGCAGAUUAUGGACGAUUAUUUAUUAGUAGAAACGUACAAGACAUCAACCAAUUGGAAAAAAGAUGAAGCUCCAGCGCUGGAUACGAAUCAAUAUAGUGACCAAAUCAAAAAUAGCACUGCUGAAGUGGAAUUUUCAUGUGCAAAUAAAAGAUUCAGAGUUGGGAGUUACGUGCGUGCUACAUAUGCUGAUCAAGUAGACUAUGAAGCACAAAUAAUUAGUAUUAACGAACAAAUGUGUGUUAUACAAUAUUGUGGGUAUAAUAAUUUAGAGGAAGUUUCUCUGUCUGAUCUUACUAUGUCGUUUGGAAAGAAAGCGAGACGCGACCAAAUUAUUAAAGCGAUGCACAUAAAUGACAAUGCGAGCAACAAUGUCAACCGAGAUAUUCAGUAUCAACAGGGUACCGCACACAUACCCCCUCCACCGCCAUUACCGCCUAUUUUUACAAAUAGUAGCUGCUCUCACGAUUCUGCACAUCUUUCUGCAAUGCUAAUGGCUUGGUAUAUGAGUGGUUAUUACACUGGAAUAUAUCAGGGAAUUCAUAUAUCUAAAAUUUAAUAAGACUAAAAUAACUAAAAAUGUAUUAAAAUAUUUUGUAGUAAAAUUAAGAUGUAUUUCAUUGUAAAUUUGAGGACUUGUGACAUGUUUUAUAAUGAAACUAAAUAAAACACUUGUUUUACCGUGUUUGCAUUGUUGCAUAGUGUUGUGCAUAAUAAAAUCCACCAAAAUGAGCACACCAAAUAAAUAAGUUUUCUUGUCCACUGUUUUACUUUUUAUUAA
Molecule: messenger RNA, 827 nt
Organism: Teleopsis dalmanni
Lineage: Eukaryota; Metazoa; Arthropoda; Insecta; Diptera; Diopsidae
Gene: Smn
Product: survival motor neuron protein
Exons: 1
Coding region: 42-605 (187 amino acids)
Biological process (GO): mRNA processing
Cellular component (GO): nucleus; cytoplasm
Molecular function (GO): RNA binding
Source: RefSeq, a predicted model, not a curated record